Messenger RNA from Guillardia theta CCMP2712, 555 nucleotides. RefSeq lists its product as hypothetical. The annotation marks the transcript as partial. NCBI's taxonomy places the organism in Eukaryota, Cryptophyceae, Pyrenomonadales, Geminigeraceae. The record is from RefSeq and is a predicted model, not a curated record. The transcript has a single exon.
AUGGAUGUGAUCAAGGCCAGCCCGACCGACAAGAUUCCCUACCUCACGACGAGCGGAGCUGGGGCGAACCUCCGGGCCGAGGCGAGGACGGGGAGCGAGGCGUCGACCCUGCAGGGCAAGAGGAGCACUUUAGGAACGUCCCUCGCGGUCCUCCCGGAUGGGAAAGGAUGGGACGUCGUGCAGAAAAUCAGGCAAGUUCACGACCGGCAGGUGGACAAGUGGCCUCCCCACCUCAUCCUCCUCCGCCCCUUCGUGCGCGGCGAAGACUUCGCCGUCGCGUCCUCGCUCCUCCUGGAGGCGCUGGAGGGAACGGAGCCCUUCGAGCUGAGGAUGGAGCUGACAGUGAAGGUCUACCACAACCGCAGCGCCUCCGUCUGGCUCGUCCCCGUCGGGGAGUCCCGGGACUGUGUGCUGGAGCUGCAGGCACAGGCGGCGGAGAUCUUCCCGCAGUGCGUGAGGAGGGGGUCGAAGCUGUUCGACUACACCCCCCACCUGACCCUCGGGCAGUUCCCCAGCGAGUCAGCAGCUCGGGUGUUCGUGGCCCUCGUGCAGGAC